Hordeum vulgare subsp. vulgare (domesticated barley) is the source of this 2201-nucleotide messenger RNA. RefSeq lists its product as uncharacterized. The transcript is spliced from 3 exons. Lineage: Eukaryota; Viridiplantae; Streptophyta; Magnoliopsida; Poales; Poaceae. The coding region runs from base 72 to 2201 and encodes 709 amino acids. The record is from RefSeq and is a predicted model, not a curated record.
GCACGGUGCGUUGGAUCAACAGAUAUUUGAAACCAAGGAAGACAGUAGACAGCGUAGAAGGUUAUGUGAUCAUGGUGGCUGUGUUUAUGAUGGUCCUUGCCAUUGGAGCACCCAUGCGCCGUCGAAGUCGGAGCAUCAUUAUAAGAUACGGAGUCGGGGGUGUGUAUAUAUUGAGCUUCCCACUCCUUUCCUACACAGUGGGACUUAUGCAGGCAGGGCAAAUCAAGCACGAGUUGUACCCGGUGUGGGCAAUGUUUCUGGCCAUGCUUUUUGGGGGAACAAGUGCUAUUUCUGUCCAAAAGCUCGACCAGAACAACCAACAAAUGAAGCUCUAUUUUGACACUAUUUUGUUCUCAUGGUACAUCAGCACAGUUUUAGCCGGCUCUUUUGGUACUCUUGGUAGAGAGGUUGGAAACUUCCGUUACAUUCUAUGUCCCAUGGCAUUGCUAUUGGGUUUUAGAACUAUUGAACAAUGGGGCGCGGCAAUGUUAGCAAGCACACCAUCGCGCGAGAAUGGCAUCAACUGGCUGGCCCUCUACAUGAAGAGUGAGCACCUGCUCAGAACUUCCUACAACCCUCAUACCAUGCAGGGAUACAAGUACCCAGUGUUGCUCUAUGAUGGGAGCGCUAAAAUUGAAGAAAGGGAAGUAACACUGGAUAACAUUUGGUGCGACAACAUGGGUAUCUUAUCAUCUUACAAUACAGCUCCUCCUAUUCGUGGUCUCAAGGACCUAUGUCUCUCAUUCACCUUGUUCCAUCUCGUGGUUCGGCGAUACUUUGGCUACACUUGUCCUGAAUCUAAGCUUGACAAGACUCGUGAUCUCGUUUUUGAUGGAUUGUUGCAAGCGGAACAAGACUAUGAAAGGGCAUUCCAAGUGAUUGAAGCAGAGCUAGGUUUUCUCUACGACUUCUUUUUCACCAAGUAUGCUUACAUUAUGUAUGGAAGAGAGGCACGAUGGUGUGGUAUUUCACUCAGCCUCACAUUUCUCAGUAUAGCAGCUGGCACAUGGUCUCUUAGUGUUUUGAACAUGCAUAAUUCCAUUUUGGGCUAUCUUGUGGUAGAAACUAGCACAAGGAACGUCCUGGUCACCAAGAUAGCGUUGGUUGCACUAUCAAUAUUUCAGUUUCUCAAUAUAUCGGCAUAUUGUCUCUCUGAUUGGGCAAAGGUAUCCUUGGUUUGCAAGUAUGUAACUCAACCAUCGUGGCAAGAGAAUGGCUUUAUCAAGAAGCUUCUUUUACUUCAAGGAAGUCCUCAUAAAUGGGUUCAGUAUUGGAGCAACAACCUUGGCCAGUACUCAAUACUUGAUUCCUUUAGUUCCAGUUACUGGGAUCGGUUGAAGCGUUGGCUUCCAAGUGGCAAAGCAGGCAGGCCUAUAGAGUUGACAACGGAGGUGAAGAGGAAAGUUGCAAAGGCUAUCAAGAACUCAAGAAAUGGACUUCUAUCAAAUGGAACCUCUGCAUUGGUGAGACACAAGUGUCAGGAACUACAUUGGGCAUGUAUGAUCAGUCAGGAGUUUACAACCACUCACAGCAUACUGGUAUGGCACAUCGCAACUAGCUACUGCGAGAUUUCCGAAACCAUAAGGCGCCGAGAAGAAUAUGAUGUGCUCCAAAACCAAGUUGUUGCCACUAGCUUGUCCAAGUAUUGUGCAUAUUUGGUCGCAUUUGCCCCGACAUUGCUUCCAGGCAGCCCAAUAGAGACAAAGUUUGCGCUCUCUGAGCUAAUGAAGGAAGCAGAAGGAGUGCUUCAGGGUCUCAUGUCACCAACGGAAAAGUAUGAAAAGCUUAUACGGUUGCGCAAUGUAGCAAUAGAGACAAGACAUGAAGAACUGUUGGCCAAGGGUGUUAUGCUGGGGAAGGCACUAGAGAGCAUUGGAAAUCAUAGAGUCCGGUGGGAUGUAUUGGCAGAUUUCUGGGUCGAAAUGUUGGUGUAUAUCGCUCCGUCUGAUAAUGUAGCUAGUCACAUAGCACAUCUCGCUGAAGGCGGCGAGUUUGUGACGCACGUCUGGACGUUGUUCAUGCACGCUGGCAUCUGUUGGCUUUUGAACGUGCCAUCCUGGAGCGGCCUGCUCCAGCUUCUGCUGCUGCUGCUGCAGUCCCCUAGACGAAGGAGAGCAAGACCAAGGUCUAAGGUUUGUGCGGCGCUCAGAGUAGGAAAUCUUGGCCACAGUCCAGGAGGCAGGAGGCUUUGCCCCGAAUAG